Molecule: messenger RNA, 2491 nt
Organism: Rhineura floridana
Lineage: Eukaryota; Metazoa; Chordata; Lepidosauria; Squamata; Rhineuridae
Gene: CCDC81
Product: coiled-coil domain containing 81
Exons: 15
Coding region: 303-2270 (655 amino acids)
Cellular component (GO): centrosome
Source: RefSeq, a predicted model, not a curated record
CUUGCCCUGUGAACGCGCCGCUUUACCCCAGAUUCCCCUCCUCACUUUUAAGAAACCGGGUUUUUUGUUUGUUUUUUGCAUUGAUGAGGACGGGGAAUUGGAGAGAGAAGAGAACUGGGCAGUGCUCUAAAGACCUGAGCGCAUAAAAGGGGGUGAGAAGCUAUGUGACGGAUGCUCUCCCUGGGAGAAAUCUCCAAAGACCAGCCCAGUCUAUCUGGCUUUCUACUUAGAGCGGCUUUUCUUUCUUUCCCCUUUUGGUAAAGGCAGAAGAGCAAGGGGUGGGUGGGAAAGAGGGUGUGAAAAUGCUGGACACCAUCCACACCGCGAUCCUGGAGUGUGGGAGGAACGUCUUCCUUACACUUCCCAAGCUCACUACGGAAGAGGUCCUUAGCAUUUGGGGCACCGUUUCUGAAUUUGUUGAAAAGCAACUCUCCAUGAAUAAGGGUGUCUUAAUACCAGGGCUGGGGACGUUCUCCUUUUUGAGACAGAAGCUGGAAGUUGGCAAUAACAAGUACAUUCUCAUACAACGGCCUGUGUUCCUUCUGUCUGAGAAACUUGCACAGAUUCAUGGGCUGAAGUUUAACAAAAUACACACUCCCGGUGAUAUCCCAAUCGUUCAGCUAAAUUUCAUAGUGUUAUCCCUGGAGGGCCCCUUCAACAGGGAGAUCGUGGAAGGAUGCAUCCGAGAGACUCUCUUGUCUUUCUCGCGGUCCAUCGCCACCAAGCAGACAGUCGAGUUCACUUUCAAGGGGAUUGGCGUUCUGGUGAUCCGGGACAAUAGGGUGAAGAUGAAGUUUUAUAAAGACUUUCUUCGCACCAUGGACGGGAGUGGGAAUCUCCUGAAGGCUCUUUCAAACAGGCCAGGGACAGGGGAUUCGGUGUUGUCAGCCAGAGAAACCACUGUUCCACAUUCACGCACCGGUAAUGUCGUAAUGUUUCCAAGGAUUGAAGUGAAGGAAAUGGAAACCAUUCUGGAAGAAGGUGAGAAGAUGAGCAAGGAAAAAGAACAAACAGACAAAGAGAACCACAAAAAAGAAAAUCUUUCGGCAAGGCGUCUUCUCUCUCGCCAACUGAUUUCUCCGGCCAAAGUCGCUGGGGUCUGCUUGACUGAAGAGUUGGAGAAGAACCUAAAGUCAAAGCUGCCCCUGCAAAGGCAAACAACACCUGUUCCUGAAGCCUCGAAGAUGGAGCAAGAAGCCAGCCCCAAAAUGCCUGCCCCUAGGUCCCGGACUCCAUCCCCAAUUUGUCAAGAUCACGGUAGGGCAGGACAGGAAAUGUGCUACCUGUGCAUGCAGCGCGCUCAGAGGAACAUCCCUUUGUAUUUGAGUGAAGACAAGAGAAGGAAAGAGAAGGAAGAAGACAGGAUAUUGGCCCAGUAUCAGGCCCUCAAAGACCAAGUUGCCCUUCAGAAGCAGCUGAUGCGAGCUGUGACAACUCGAGAAGAGAACCAGAAAGUCGCUGCUUUUAACCUUGGGAUUGCUGAAGCCAUCAGAAACCACAAGAACGAGAAACCUGCCGAAACCUACAAAUCGUACAUUUUUGAGAAGAGGCCGCCUAGUUCUACCCCUCACCAAAAGCAAGAGGAAUACGUGCAUCAGCUGGGGAAGCAACUGGAGGACAGGAUGGCAGUAGAGACGAAGCAAAAGCAGAACCAGGACCUUCUUGACCGCCUGGAGCAAGUGCAACUGGCAGAAGAGUUAGCUGCCCAAAGAACAAAAUUUCUGAAGGACAAGAUGGAAGAAAUGCAGUGUUAUAAGAGGGCAUUGGACACACAGAUAAAGAUGAAGCCGACUCCGUUGCCGCAGUACGAGCCUGAUUCAGCUGAGAUCAUCUUUGGGAAGAAUGAUAUGAAUAAUGACAAAAUGGAUGAAAGAAAAAAGCGAGCCCAGGAAUAUUCCAAAUACCAGUUGCAGGCGGCUGCGGACCACAAGCGGGCGGCCAUCAUCAGCGAGCUGGUCGAUCAGAGGAGAGCAGCAGAUAUGAUUCAGAGAGCAAAGAAGCAGUUGAUAGCUGAGAAAGGAGCGCGCCUUGAGAAGAUUUUCCAAAUGAACUUAGCCAUGCAGGAGGACUGGAAGAAGAGCGCGGGGUUGAAAAGGCAACGGGAUUAUGAAGAGCAACUCUUUAAGCGCGCUGGGGACAAGCUCCUGCUACUUGAUCAGUGUGCGAGGUAUCGCCAUUGCUACCAGUGUAAGAGAAGCAUAGGCAACAACGGGGAAACAAACCUUUGGAUAGACAAUAAAUACAUCCCUGGAUCCCGGUUGAUAGUAUGAAGCAACUUCACCUGUUUGUUCCUUCCCUCUUCCAUCCUGUAAUUUUCAAAAAUCGUUUUGAAGAAAGAAGAAAUCUGAUGGCUUUGAUGUGCUUGAUUGGAGUCUUGCAGCUCUGUGCAAUAUAUUCUCCCCUUUUCUGCUGCUUUCUGGCUUAAGGUUCCUGUCCUCCUGCCUUCAGUGUGGUUUUUAUGAAGAAUUAUGUUGAAUUAAAAAAAGUAUGG